UUGACUUGAUGAACCAGUGAUUAAUGUCUCCUGUCUCUUCUAGGUCUAAGACUGCUGGGCAUCGGGAGGAACCAGUAUACUGACUUGAUGAACCAGUGAUUAAUGUCUCCUGUCUGUCUUCUAGGUCUAAGACUGCUGGGCAUCGGGAGGAACCAGUAUAUUGACUUGAUGAACCAGUGCAGGUCUUCCAAGAAAUUCUUCCGUAGGAAAACGGCGCAGACCUGCUCCCCUCCAAGCCAGUAGAGAUCUCUGUAGAGCCGUGGUGGGUGGCUCAGACCGGAUACAUCACAGAGGAUGACAUCAGGAUCUGCUCGGUGGCAGAGAGGAAGACGAUUGAUAAGCUGAUCGAUUCAGGACCCCAACUGGCCGGGUCGAUGGAGUACAAUGUGGUGCUGAGUCUGUACAACAGGGGAUACAUCUAUCUAGACGUGCCCAUCUCUGAUGACAGCUGCAUGUCAGUGCCCCCCCUGGAAGGCUUCGUGAUGAACAGGGUCCAGGGAGACUACUUUGAAACCCUUUUGUACAAAAUAUUUGUUUCCAUCGACGAGCAGACUAAUGUGUCAGAGCUGGCUAAUGUUCUGGAGAUCGACUUGGGCCUGGUGAAGGUAUGUAUCUACGGCGAUACAGAUCACACACUGUUAUAUUGUCCAUGGCGGCGGUCGCCAACCUUUUACGACUCAAGAUCACUUUCACAGUCAAGAAGCAAGCCGAGAUCUACCGCUCAGAAUCUUUUUAAAAACAUGACUUAAAAAUAUAUAACU
Messenger RNA from Oncorhynchus nerka (sockeye salmon), 761 nucleotides. RefSeq names its product protein FAM91A1-like. The transcript is spliced from 6 exons. Gene Ontology annotation, biological process: intracellular protein transport. The record is from RefSeq and is a predicted model, not a curated record. Bases 375 to 749 code for a protein of 124 amino acids. Gene Ontology annotation, cellular component: cytoplasmic vesicle; trans-Golgi network. Lineage: Eukaryota; Metazoa; Chordata; Actinopteri; Salmoniformes; Salmonidae.